AUGCCUUCCUCUGAUAUCAAGUCGGUGCUUGACACCAAGCCUGUCACCUUCACCCUCAAGACCGGCGGCGGCAAGUGGAAGUGCACUCUUCACGGUGACAGACACGCAUAUGAGAAGCACCGUGCCGCCACUCCUGGUAUCAACCGCACCGACUCAGACAUCUCCGUCGCCUCCAACUCGUCGACCUCCUCAGCUGCUUCCUCGACCUCUCACUAA
Neoarthrinium moseri is the source of this 216-nucleotide messenger RNA. RefSeq lists its product as uncharacterized. The record is from RefSeq and is a predicted model, not a curated record. Lineage: Eukaryota; Fungi; Ascomycota; Sordariomycetes; Amphisphaeriales; Apiosporaceae. The transcript has 2 exons. The coding region runs from base 1 to 216 and encodes 71 amino acids.